AUGGUUGUGCAGCAGUCUACUGAUAAUUAUUCCAUAAAUAAUGGUAAUUUACAGCAAGAACCAAACUUGGAAAUUAAUUCAACUGUAGCAGAACAAGUUUCAAAGAAAGUAGGGGCUUUCAUAGUAAAAGAUCUCGGAUAUGACAGUAUUUCAGGGCAAGCUUUGGAUGCUCUCGUCUUUGAGACAAUAGCCAGCUCAACACACAAGUAUGCUGAACUUGGACGGCGACAUACGCCCAAUCUAUACGAUGUCGAAGAAACACUGAACGGGUUGGGAAUAAAAACUGAAGCACUCGAAGAGUACAUGGUGAGUCACAAUGCAAAAUGUACAGAAACAUGCGCGAGAAAUCAUGAUAGACAACAAGAGUGUAAAGGAGCUAAAUAUAAAGCGUUUAGUUUAAAACUAAGAUCUGCUUUUAUUCCUGCUCCUUCAACGUUGAUACCAGAAUUGCCAAAUCUGGUAAAAGACGAUGACGACGAUGAAAUUAAACAACAAGAACAAUACACAAAAAGUACUGUUAAAGAGGCAAAAUCAAAAAAAACACCACUCGGUAAACACAUACCGAAAUACAUACCAUCUCAUUUACCUGCUUUCCCACCAAAGCAUUCAUACAAAAGUACACCGAAAGUGGCAAAGAUUAUCGAAGAUGAUCAAAUAACACGACGGGAACGAAAUAUUCAACAAGUGAGAAUGAUGGAGAAUAAUCUUCGAAAAUUAACGACGAUGGAAAAUCGAAUGUUUUACUAUCCGACUAUGGUUAUCGCUGAUGCAAUCAAUGAAAAUAAUCUAUUAAGAUUGAACUAUUCAAUACCAAUAAUCAAUUUUAAUGCAUACGAAUAUCAAGACUCACUUGAGCAGGAUGACAAGAAAGUCAAGAGCCGAACUGCUGGCACAAUGAACUUGCAAUUAUACGAAAGUGCAACGCAGAAGCAAGGAGUAAAAAUAAAACAUCAACGAAGAGAAGAGAAAUACGAUGAAGAGGGUUUUGUUACUUUCUCUAGCAAAGAUAAAGGUAAACAGAAGGCAGAAAUUCAAAGUCCUCAAUAUCUAGAAGAGGAAUUUUAUGAGGAAUUGGAUGAUAUGGAAUUUGAGGAAGUGUAA
This is a messenger RNA of Ambispora gerdemannii, 1101 nucleotides long. NCBI's taxonomy places the organism in Eukaryota, Fungi, Glomeromycota, Glomeromycetes, Archaeosporales, Ambisporaceae. The record is from the annotation of a GenBank genome assembly.